Molecule: messenger RNA, 3251 nt
Organism: Manis javanica (Malayan pangolin)
Lineage: Eukaryota; Metazoa; Chordata; Mammalia; Pholidota; Manidae
Gene: SAMD11
Product: sterile alpha motif domain containing 11
Molecular function (GO): DNA binding; protein binding
Source: RefSeq, a predicted model, not a curated record
CCAUGGCGGGGCGGGGCGCGGGGCCGGAGACUUGACGACUCCUCACCGCCCUGCUGGGCCCGACAGGAGGACCGGGAGCGGGGCGUGGGGCCGCCCCAGGGGGUGCGGGCGCAGGUGCCCCGGGGCCCCGCGGAGCCCUAGAGUCCUGGAGCUGCGGAGCUCUGCAGGCCGGUCGGCGAUCGAGAGUAGCCCGGCAGCACCAUAUCUCGGGCAGCCGAGGCCCCGCCAAGCCGGCCGGGCAGUGGUCCAAAGUGUCCCGGCGGGCGGCGUGGCAGCGGCGGCCGCGGGCGACGGGGUGCAGCAGCGGGUAGGCGGGCGAGAGUCCAGGCGCCUCCCGGGCCCCAGCCCUCGAGACCCAACUCCAGCCGGGGCGGGAACAAGUUGCUCCGGCGGCGGACAGCCAGGCUGCAGGACCCCCGGCCCGCCAUGCCAGCGGUCAAGAAGGAACUCCCGGGCCGCGAAGACCUGGCCCUGGCUCUGGCCACCUUCCACCCGACCCUGGCAGCGCUGCCACUGCCGCCGCUGCCCGGAUACCUGGCGCCACUGCCCGCUGCGGCCGCCCUGCCCCCGGCUGCCUCUCUGCCCGCCGCCACCACCGACUACGAGGCACUGUUGGCUCCACCGCUCCGCGCCCCGGGAGCCUACCUGAGCCUGCACGAGGCCGCCCCGCACCUCCACCUGCCCGGGGACCCUCUGGCCCUUGAGCGCUUCUCGGCCACUGCGGCCGCUGCACCGGAUUUCCAGCCGCUGCUGGACAACGGCGAGCCCUGCAUCGAGGUGGAGUGCGGCGCCAACCGCGCGCUGCUCUACGUGCGCAAACUCUGCCAGGGCAGCAAAGGUCCGUCCAUCCGCCACCGGGGCGAGUGGCUUACACCCAACGAGUUCCAGUUCGUCAGCGGCCGCGAGACGGCCAAGGACUGGAAGCGCAGCAUCCGCCACAAAGGGAAAAGUCUGAAGACGCUUAUGUCCAAGGGGAUUCUGCAGGUGCACCCUCCGAUCUGCGACUGUCCGGGCUGCCGAAUAUCCUCCCCGGUGAACCGAGGGCGGCUGGCAGACAAGAGGACAGCUGCCCUGCCCCCUACGCGGGUCCUGAAGAAGGAGCUGACCCCCAGCUUGUCUGCCAGUGAUGGCGACAGCGAUGGAAGUGGCCCAGGCUGUGGGUGGAGGCCAGGCUUGAAGCAGGAGGAUGAGCCACGCGUCCAUAUCAUGAAGAGAAGAGUCCACGCCCACUGGGACGUGAACAUCUCCUUCCGAGAGACGUCCUGCAGCCAGGACAGCAAGCUUCCCACCCUCAUAUCCAGCGUGCAUCGCAGCCGCCACCUCGUUAUGCCCGAGCACCCAAGCCACUGUGAAUUCCAGAGAGGCAGCGUGGAGCUCGGCUUGGGAGCCGCAGGUGACCUUUUGGGCAAGAGGCUGGGCUGCUCCCCCCACAUCAGCAGUGACUGCCCUUUGGAGAAGAAGGCCCGAAGCAAGUUCCCCCAAGAGUCUCUGUUGCUGCCUCAACUAGGGCCCAGCAUGGCCCCUGAGGAUCACUACCGCAGGCUCAUGUCCGCCCUGAGUGAGGCCAGCACCUUCGAGGACCCCCAGCGUCUCUACCACCUGGGCCUCCCCAGCCACGAUCUACUGAGGGUCCGGCAGGAGGUGGCGGCAGCAGCUGUGAGGAGCCCCAGUGGCCUGGAAGUCCACCUUCCCUCAUCCACAGCAGGUCAGCGUCGCAGGCAGGGCCUGGCUCAGCACCGAGAGGGCGCCGCCGUAGCUGGUGCCCCGUCCUUCUCAGAGAGGGAGCCGUCGCAGCCGCCCCCCUUGCUAUCGCCCCAGAAUGCCCCGCACAUCGCCCUCGGACCCCACCUCAGGCCCCCCUUUUUGGGGGUGCCCUCGGCUCUGUGCCAGACCCCAGGUUAUGGCUUCCUGCCCCCUGCUCAGGCGGAGAUGCUGGCCCGGCAGCAGGAGCUCCUGCGGAAGCAGAACCUGGCCCGGCUGGAGAUGUCGGCGGAGCUGCUGCGACAGGAGCCGGAGAGCGCGCACCGACCGCAGCUGCUGGCACCGGAAGCCCCCCUGCGCCCACCCGAGGGCGCCGAAGAGCUGCAGCGGCGCGGGGCCAUGCUAGUGCUGAGACACAGCUCCACGCCGAUGCUGGCCCUGCCCCCCCAGGGCCCCCCGGGCCCCGGACCCCCAACCCCACCCCGGGAGUCUGCCCGCCGAGCCCCUCGGAAGGGCGGCCGCAGCCCUGCCUCAGCGCGGCCCAGUGAGUCCAAGGAGACCUCUGGGGCUAGGCUCUGGGCACAAGAUGGCUCUGAAGAUGAGCCCCCCAAGGACUCAGACGGAGAGGACCCCGAGAUGGUGCCCGCUGAGGGCCGGGACCCCACCCUGGGCCAAGCCCCAACUGGAGGCACCAGCUCUGAGGGGAAGGGCCUUUUCUCUGGGCCCAUGCUGCCCCCUCCACUGCACCUGGGCUUUCCCUAUGCCGUCAGCCCCUUCUUCCACACAGGCACCAUGGGGGGACUCUCCACGGAUGGGGAGGAGGCCACAGCCCCUGAGGAUGUCAGCAAGUGGACAGUGGAUGAUGUCUGCAGCUUUGUGGGGGGCCUGUCUGGCUGUGGAGAAUAUGCAUCGGUCUUCAGAGAACAGGGGAUCGACGGGGAGACCCUGCCCCUGCUGACAGAGGAACACCUCCUGACCACCAUGGGGCUGAAGCUAGGGCCUGCUCUCAAGAUCCGGGCCCAGGUGGCCAAGCGACUGGGACGCGUCUUCUACAUGGCCAGCUUCCCCGUGGCUUUGCCGCUGCAGCCACCAACACUGCGGGUCCCCGAGCAGGAGCUUGCCCUCACUGUGGGGGAACAGCCAUCGCCAGCAGUAGCACUCUCCCCCUAUGGGGGGGGACGCCCCCCAGCUGGCCAAGCCUCACCCAAGCAAGAGAACGGGAUGUCUCUGCUCCCAGGGCCUGCAGACCCCUCCCAGCCUCUGUGCUGAGCUAGUGGGUGAGCCACUGAGCCCCCAGCCCUUCAGCACCUGCCACUCCAAUGCAAUGGCCCCGCCUCCCACAGCUCAUUUUCCUUGUAGCUUUGGAUACAAAAACACAAUUUUUUAAAGAAAACGUGACGAGAAAAGGAACAAGUCCACAGGUCGGGAGUCGGCUGCAAAGCCUGGUGCAGACAGCCUAGGGGCCCCAACUGAGACCGGGGUGCACGGGCUCUGCAUCCUGGGCAGCUACACACAAACCAGAGACGGAGACGGCACAACAUCCUACGCCG